UUCCUCUCUCAGGUUCUACUUCGGGACGGUCUUCAAUUGUUUUUCACUUUGUCUCCAACACAAGUUUCAUUCAUUUUAGGGGGUUUUGCUGAUUAGGGUUUUAAGAAAACUACGAUCAUGGCUACUAAAUUAGGAACGAAAGUUUCCACCCUGUUGAAGUACUCUUCACCACACAAUGUCACCCGAAUGCUGUCGCAGGCAGCUCCAGCACCAUUUGAUCUGCAGCACUCAAACCCAUUCGCAAAGAAAGUGGAUGCCAUUCCUGUUGCCAAAUAUGGUGGGCGCCACACAGUCACGAUGCUACCUGGUGGAGGUAUUGGUCCCGAGAUGAUGACCUAUGUCCGUGAAGUCUUCAGGUAUGCUGGAGUUCCUGUUGACUUUGAAGUUGUUCAGAUUGAUCAGAAAAGUGAAAGUGACGAAGAUCUGGAGUAUGCUAUUACUUCUAUUCGCCGUAAUGGUGUUGGAAUCAAGGGAAACAUUGAAACUGGCAGUGCGAGACCGGGUGUAUUGUCUCGAAAUGUAGGUCUUCGCAAUGAGCUGGAUUUAUUUGUUAAUGUUCUUCAUGCCAAAUCACAUGCUGGAGUCAACUCUAGACAUCGGGACAUUGAUGUUUUCAUUGUGCGUCAGAAUACUGAGGGUGAAUACGCUAUGUUGGAGCAUGAGAGUGUUCCUGGUGUGGUGGAAAGCAUGAAAGUUGUUACUGAAGAGAACUCCGAGCGUGUGGCUCGUUAUGCAUUUGAAUUCGCCCGCAAGAAUGGCCGCAAGAAGGUUACCACCGUGCACAAGGCUAACAUCAUGAAGCUUUCUGAUGGCCUCUUCCUUGAAGUAUCUAGACAGAUGUCAAAGGAAUACCCCGAAAUUCAGCAUGGUGAUAUGAUUAUUGACAACACUUGCAUGCAACUUGUGUCAAAUCCUCACCAGUUUGAUGUAAUCAACACGACCAACUUGUAUGGCUCUAUUGUUUCUAAUGUUAUCUGUGGUCUCAUUGGAGGAGCUGGUCUCUUCUCUGGCAGAAACUACGGUGACCAUUAUGCUGUGUUUGAGCCUGGUACUCGUAAUACUGGCACUGCCAUUGCUGGAAAGAACAUUGCCAACCCCAUUGCCAUGCUUCAAGCAGGCGUUGAUAUGCUCCACCACCUUGGCCAUACUAGCCAUGCUAAAUUGAUUGAAGAUGCUAUUUACAAAACAAUCAAUGAGGACCGCAUUCACACACCUGAUCUUGGAGGCCAAGCCACUAGUAUUGAUGUGGUUCAGAACAUUGUGAAAUACCUGCAACAAUCCACCAGGAAAGCUAACUGGCAAGAACUCCGAGCACCCUUCUGAGGAAUUACCCUGAUCCUACACACCCCGCUAAAGAACAGCAUUUCCCUCGCAUUUAUGAACUCUUAGUUUCCUAUAUAAUAAGUUAUGGCUUCAAUUGAACAUUGCGGUCGAUGUUGUUUGUACAAAUGUCACUUUGGAUUUUGUCAGUUGCAAGGAAUCAAUUACAUUUGGUGACAGACGUAUUGCGUGAAUGUUUUGCUCUUGCAAAGACUGUCAAUAUUGUAGCCACUUGUAUAGUAUUUAUUAUUCAAGACUGUCAGUAUUAUACAUUCCAUUCCAAUGUAAGAAGUAUGUACAUUUCUUCUUAUCUUUUUGCUCCUCUUUUAAUUACCAAAGUUAGCUACUACCUUACUGAAGAAGAUGUCUUAACAGUUUCAAAGCUAAUCAGUUUUUGGUUUUCUUUUUUCAAUUGUCAUUUCUAAAAUGUGCAGGGGAAGAAAGAUGAAAUUAGAUCUUAGCUCAAUUUUAUCUUUACGUCUUGGCUUUUGUUUUUACGAUGAAGCCAGCUCCAUUGUUCUAAGCAAAACUCAUGAGGCUUUGUUUUAACCAUCAUGAUAGUCAAUGCUAGAAUGUACAAUGUUCUCUGUAGAUAGGCAGAACUCUAUUGUACAUAGGUGCCUGAAAUUUCUUUGUUAAUGUUUUUUCCAAAUAAACUAAAAACACCUUUU
Thrips palmi is the source of this 1991-nucleotide messenger RNA. RefSeq names its product isocitrate dehydrogenase [NAD] subunit gamma, mitochondrial (gene Idh3g). Lineage: Eukaryota; Metazoa; Arthropoda; Insecta; Thysanoptera; Thripidae. The record is from RefSeq and is a predicted model, not a curated record. Bases 118 to 1323 code for a protein of 401 amino acids. The transcript has 10 exons. Gene Ontology annotation, biological process: isocitrate metabolic process; tricarboxylic acid cycle. Gene Ontology annotation, cellular component: mitochondrion.